This is a messenger RNA of Marmota monax (woodchuck), 5015 nucleotides long. RefSeq names its product coiled-coil domain containing 180 (gene Ccdc180). The coding region runs from base 89 to 4975 and encodes 1628 amino acids. NCBI's taxonomy places the organism in Eukaryota, Metazoa, Chordata, Mammalia, Rodentia, Sciuridae. The transcript has 38 exons. The record is from RefSeq and is a predicted model, not a curated record.
GUUGCGGCGGGACUCGCCCAGGCGAACCUCAGAGGUGCUUUCAGCAGGACGACGGCUUCCGGGCAGGGGCGUCCCGCCAGCAGCCACCAUGUCGUCAGUGGGGAAGGUGACCCAGGUUCAGAGCGGCAAAGUCUACCAUCAGAUCUUCCAAGCCGAAGUGCAGCUGGUCCAGUCCCUGGCAGCCUCCAGAAAGCGGUCUGCGGAGCGUUCUGCGACCCCAAAGAGUGGCUGGAUACCCAUGAUGAAAAAGGUGGAGAUUCCUGAAGGGGAGAUGAUGUCUCCUCGGCAGCGGAAGUGGGUGCACAGCCUUCCCAACGACGGGGUUACAGAAAACCCAGUUCUCUACAAGGAAAAGGAAACAGCCAGGAAGGAAAAAGUACAAGAGAACGAAGGAGCCAUAGCUGCCCGAGAGGUGCAGGGCCUCAUGGACACUAUCGUUUCUAAGGAGACCAGCACCAUCACCCUUCAAAGGCAACAGGCACAGAAAAAGAGGAACUAUGAGAACGCUCUGGCCAACUUUCAGGAGGAGAUUGCAGAAAUCACCAGGGAAAUGGAACCUCCGAUCUUAGAGACAGGGAAACUGUUUUUGAACAAGCUGUCCCAGUCUGACAAAAACAUCAACCAUCUCUUCAAAAAGAUAGAAAACGACAACAGCCUUGAGGACUACACCAUGCAAACCCUGUUGGAACUGUGGGAUGAGGUGGCCCACGUGUUCGUGCUCCAGAAGCAGGAGAUUAAGGCACUGGACGAAGCGCUGCUGUCCCUCGAGGUCUCCAGAGGCGAUAAGCUGAAGAGUGUGUUGAAGAAAUAUGUGGAAAUCAUAGAGAAAACGUCCUACCUCAUGCAGCCCGACGUGUACAGGCUCAUAGAUAAGGAGGCCACGGUCAUGAACUAUGCCCUGCUGGGCAACCAGAGGGCCAUCGCCCAACUGUCCCUGAACCUGAUGGAGGCCACCCUACAGAAGGAGCUUGACAGUCGCUACCGCUGGCAGUGCCUAGUGGACACCUGGAAGGCUCUCAAGAAGGAGACCCUGAUGGAGAGCUUCAGAGAGUUCAUGGCCAGUGAGGAUAUCCAGUCUCCUCCGGUGGUGAAGAAAGAGCUGGAGGAAAUGCUGACCGCCCAGGAGGUCCUGCAGCAAAAGCGGCUGAAGCACCUCUGCACCAUCUGUAACCUCCUGCCCCCCAAUUACAACAUGGCUCAGCUGACUGAGUGGCAUUCUUCUCUCAAUGCCCUGAACCAGGAACUCGACAACUACCACAUGGACUGCAUGAUGCGGAUCCGCUUGCUGUACGAGAAGAGCUGGCAGGAGUGCCUGGCCUGUGUGCAGAAAUGCAAGAAGCAGCUGCUGGACUGCAAGUCCUUCACUGAGGAAGAGGCGGAGAGCCUGGUGAACCCGACCUUCUUCCAGAUGGUGGGAGAGCUCCAGAGCAAGGUGGAGGGGAAGCUGGAGCUCCUGGAUAAAUCCUUCGAGGCCCUGGCCAAGCAGACUGAGUGGCAGAGCUCAGACCUCUUCAGGUAUUUCCACGAGGCUGUGCAGCUAUGGGAGAUGCACCAGAAUAUGCUGUCAGAGCAGGAGCUGGAACUUGAGAAGAAUAUGGAGCAGUAUCGGGAGAAGCACAGCCUGGAAAACCAGGCCCAGGAGGCCAACCUUGAUAAGCUCUUGGACCAACUGAGACAGCAAAACCAUGAAGAAGCCUUGAAGUUAUACCUGGAAAAGGCCAAAACUUUUCUGAAGAGCAUGAAAUCGAGGUAUGAGUGUUUUCAUGGCAUCCUGACCAAGGAAGUGAUGGAGUAUCCAGUGGUCGUACUGAAAGAACUCAACUCCUACAGCUCCACCCUCAGCCAACAUUUCUUUGUUCGUGAAAUCUUUGAGCAGAACUUGGCUGGGGAAGUCAUUUUCAAGUUCAGGAAACCAGAAAAACACGAACUGUACUUCCUGAAGAAAAUGAAGAAACCGAAGAAAAGACACAGGGCCCAAGUGGAAAUGUACAGAAGUGAGGAGAGCCUAAGCAGAGGGCCAGUUUCUAUGAGGCCUGCAGAGGAGAUGGAAGAAGAAAGAGGUCAGGACCGGGAGUCCUCCACAGAAGAGAGCGGGCUGAGCCAGCAGGACAGAUCUGCAUCCGGUGACCAGAUGUACGAGUCCAGAGAGGACUCUCCGCAAGGAUUAGAAGAAAUGAAGGUUGACAGGGAGAACUCCUCAAAACCCUCCCUGAACCAGGAAAGUGUGGGGGCCCAAGAAGAGGAGGAGGAGGAAGAGGAGGAAGAGGAGGAAGAGGAAGCAGGGGAGAGCGAGGAAGAGGAGGCAAAGGGAAAAGAGGAGGAGGAGAACAAAGCGGAGGAGGCGGCAAAGGAAGAACAAGAGAGAUUGUCUGUGUGUGAGGGUGAUGCCAAGGAAGACUAUCUGGAGGAGUUCUCCUCCGAGGACCUGGAGUCCUUCACAACCUCCAGUGGGAACAAAUAUUUUGUCUUCGUAUCCCUGGAAGAAGAAGAGGAGGAGGGUUAUAGGAGGCCCCACUCCGCCUUCUCAACCCCACGCUUUGACAACACUUUCCGCACUGAGUUCACAGAAAGAAUGAUAGUUCCGUCCACACUGAUUUUAGAAAUUAAGAAACAACUUCGAAUUGGCUUCUUUGAACACCUAGAGAAGUGGUUUGACCAAUGUGCCCUCAAUGCCCGGGUCAUCGUAGCCUCCAAGAUUGAUGAGUUAGAUUCGGAGCUGGAGCUACAACUGCACCUGCACCAGCCAAGACUCCAGCACAUUGAGAAGGACAUCCAUAAUGUCAGGGCAGCUGAGCUCUUGCUUCACCAAGAGCGGUUGGACAGACACUGUGCUGGAGUGACAGAGACGCUGAAGAAGGAGAGGCUGAUGUUCUGCCAGUUCCAAGAAGAGCUAAACAUGCGGAGCAAAAACUUCCGCCGCAAGAUCUACGACAUGGAGUACAUCUUUUUGAAUGCCACCAAAAGCCAAAAGCUGGCCAUUCUCAACAGCACACUGCACCGGGAGCUGCUUAGCUAUGUGGAUGUCAUCCAGGUGUCCCUGCGCGGCUUCCGGCAGUACUUGGAGGAGAGUCUGGGCAAACUCCGUUUCACCAACAUUGACUACAUCAAGCACUGCAGAUUAUUUUCGGAGGGAGGCAACUUUUCCCCUGAGGAAAUGAACUCACUGUGUAAUCGUCUGGAGAAGGAAGCUACCCGGAUAGAGUAUGUCGAAAGUUUAAUCAUGGUCAACAUGGAGAAGAUGGAGAACGAGUACCUGGACCAGGCCAAUGAUAUCAUCAACAGAUUUGAAAGUAAAUUCCAUAACCUAUCUGUGGACCUUAUUUUCAUAGAGAAAAUCCAGCGAUUGAUGACAAAUCUGCAAGUGAACAUCAAGUGCCAGGUGGCAAAGUCCAAUUUGCAAGCAGAUGGAUUAAAUUCUUCUCUGAAACAGCUUCAACAACAAAUAGAAAUUUGUCGAGACCCAAAGGGAGAUAAGACAACGGUAACCGCCGAAGACCUCCUGGGUUUUGUCAGAACUUGGAAAGAACAACUGAGCCAGAGGAUUAAGUACCUCAACUGCAGCCUGGCCAUGGUGUCAAUGUCUCAGGACAUCUAUGUGGACAGUGUCACGACCGAUGCAAAGGAGGAGAGUGACUUCCAGAUUUCAGAGAUCCCAGAGGAGGAGGCCAAGUUAGGCCUGGUCGCCCCUGAAUCCUUUGCACAGCCAAGCCGCUUAGGGAAGGCCAUGACUGAAGACCCCGCUGUGAUGGUGAUCAAGAAGAUCCUGCAAGUUCCUGACAUAAAGUCAAUGCACCAGUGUGAGAAAGAUCGGUCACAGACAGUCUUGAAGCACCCUCAGUGCCAGCAAGAAAACUUUAUAAAGAAGUCCUUGCACAGUGCCAGUGCCACCUCCUCAGCAGCAAGCAUCAGCCGGCAUUCCAAGCCCAACAGAAAUGACAGAAAGUACCAGGUGCUGGGGGACAAGUCUCCUCCAUCAACCAAGCAUUUUAAAGGGAUCAUCCUGACCCUUCUCUGGGAGAGCAACCACUAUCUGCUGACCGUUGUGGAGGAAUAUUACCGCAAAGAGAGGCACCCAGUCACCAGGCCUGACUGCAUGUAUGAAACCUUCGACCAGUGUGCCGACAGCAUUGGCAGGAAGAUCCUGGAGUACCAGAGCCAGACGAAUGAGUACUACAACUCCUGCCUCAUGGAAUUACGAGUCCAGAUGAGGAGAUUUGAGGAGCUGCUGCCCCAGGUGUGUUGGCUGGUGACAGAGGACUUCAAGGAGCAGCACUGGAAAAAGUUUUGCACCUCUGUGGAAAAGAUCCAGAAACAAUUUGAGGAGCAGAAAGAGCAGUUAGACAAAAGGAAGGAUAGGAAUGCCCAGAAGCUCAAUCCAAAUAUUGGACACCCUGCACAUUACCAAAUAAUGGAGUCUCUACACAUACUAGAAGAAAAAAGACAGGAAGAGCUGGACCAUGUGAUCAAGAAGCACAAGGAUAAUCUUGAGGAAGUCACCAGGAGUUGUGGCCACUUUUUCAUAAUGAGCUUGGCCUCCUUCACCGAGAAGUUCCUGCUGCAGCUGGAUGAACUGAUCACCAUCGAUGACAUCCAGGUUGCAAGGACCGAGCCCUGCAAGCAGAAAACAUCAAUCCUCAUCCGGAGGAAACUGGCCAGGAUGUCCCUGGAGGAAGAGAGUGAGAAGCCCCUGAUUGAACGAGGGAGCAGGAAGUGGCCAGGAAUCAAACCCACCGAAGUCACCAUCCAAACCAAGAUUCUUGAUCGGAAAACAUCCUCUAUAACCACCUCUAAGACCACCCUGGGCCAUCUGGCAGCCGUGGAAGCCCGAGAUGCUGUGUACCUGAAAUAUUUAGCAUUGUUUGAGGCGGAGCUGAAAAAAAUCCAGAAUGACCACAAUGUCCAGGUGGAGGAGGCCCAGCGCUGGAAGGAGAGCUGGAAGUGCUCCCUGCAAACCAUCCACAGCCUCUACACCUGACACCCUCCCCCACCCCCAAUAAAGCUUUAUUCUGUGCUGG